AUGCCAAAUUCAAAGACGAAGAGGGUGUUGCUUGAUCUUGGCUACGGGUGCGGCGAACAAACACUUUAUCUAACAAGAAUGGCAGCGCUUCGAGCAAGCAGUAGAGAGACAAAGACACUUUUGUUUCAGCAUUACAUUGGCAUCACUUUGGAUAGAACGCAGUAUGAAUUCGCCAAAUCUAGGUUGAAGACAUCCGAAUACAUAGAGCCUACUCAAACGAAGUUACAAAGUCCAAAGGCACCUCAAUUAUUUUGUGGCGAUGCUGGAAGGCCAUCCUCGUGGCCGCAGGAUUUGCAGCAGGCUGUAUCACUUGCUUUCGCAACAGAAAGGUCACAGGGCAGCCUUUCUCCAAUAGACACUGAGCGAUAUGUGCUUGCACUUGACUCUGCAUAUCAUUUCCAGCCAUCGCGGCGCGAAAUCCUGAACUAUUCUCACUGCGUCCUUCAAGCUCACUUCAUCGCUUUCGACAUAUUCCUCGCGCCUCCCUCAUCUUCAUUAAGGUCGGUCUUUAACGGCGUCCUUUUACGUCUGCUUACUCCAGCCCUGUCAGCUCCAUUUUCAAAUUUCAUGACCAUGUCCGCAUAUAAGCGGGAAUUGCAGGAAGCAGGCUAUGCAGUGGAAAAUAUUACGAUAGAGGACAUCACUGAAGACGUCUUUCCUGGGCUGGCGAGGUUUUUGGAACGAAGAGAUCAAGAGCUGGCUGAAUUUGGCCUAGCUGGCUUCUCUAAGUGGCGAAUGUCAGGGUGGAUUUUUAAAUGGCUGUCCUUUGGGGAUGCCCUUAAAGCAGGAAUUGUAAUUGCAAAAUGGAAGGGAAACGCAAGCGGUUAA
Ophidiomyces ophidiicola is the source of this 828-nucleotide messenger RNA. RefSeq lists its product as uncharacterized. The record is from RefSeq and is a predicted model, not a curated record. The transcript is spliced from 2 exons. Lineage: Eukaryota; Fungi; Ascomycota; Eurotiomycetes; Onygenales; Onygenaceae. Bases 1 to 828 code for a protein of 275 amino acids.